Messenger RNA from Strigops habroptila (Kakapo), 1651 nucleotides. RefSeq names its product histone H1.03-like. Gene Ontology annotation, biological process: nucleosome assembly. Gene Ontology annotation, cellular component: nucleosome. The transcript has 2 exons. NCBI's taxonomy places the organism in Eukaryota, Metazoa, Chordata, Aves, Psittaciformes, Psittacidae. The record is from RefSeq and is a predicted model, not a curated record. Bases 11 to 688 code for a protein of 225 amino acids. Gene Ontology annotation, molecular function: structural constituent of chromatin; DNA binding.
UUCUGUAGCAAUGUCUGAGGUCGCUCCUGUCGCCGCGCCUGAUGUUGCCGCCGCCGCUCCGGCCCCGGCAAAGACUACAGCCGCCAAGAAACCGAAGAAGGCGGCGGGCGCUUCCAAAGCCCGGAAGCCCGCGGGCCCCAGCGUCACCGAGCUGAUCACCAAGGCCGUGUCCGCUUCCAAGGAGCGCAAGGGGCUCUCCCUCGCCGCGCUCAAGAAGGCGCUGGCCGCCGGUGGCUACGAUGUGGAGAAAAGCAACAGCCGCAUUAAGUUGGGGCUCAAGAGCCUCGUCAGCAAAGGCACCCUGGUGCAGACCAAGGGCACUGGUGCCUCCGGCUCUUUCCGUCUAAGCAAGAAACCGGGAGAGGUGAAAGAAAAAGCCCCCAAGAAGCGUACGGCCGCAGCCAAACCCAGGAAGCCUGCGGCCAAGAAGCCCGCCAGCGCUGCCAAGAAACCGAAGAAGGCGGUGGCAGCGAAGAGCCCCAAGAAAGUGAAGAAGCCGGCGGCUGCGGCGGCCAAGAAGGCAGCUAAGAGCCCCAAGAAGGUGACUAAAGCUGCCAAGCCCAAGAAAGCGGUGGCAGCCGUGAAAAGCCCGGCCAAGGCGAAGGCAGUGAAGCCCAAAGCAGCCAAGCCCAGGGCGGCCAAGCCGAAAGCAGCCAAGGCGAAGAGGGCGGCGCCCAAGAAAAAGUAAAUGGUCCUGAAAAAAAUCCCACAUGCCUUGCAGAUAAACCCAACGGCUCUUUUAAGAGCCACCCAAGCUUUCCCAAAAAGAGCUGAAGCACUCUUAUUUUUUAUGUUACUCUUGUUCAUGUGUGUAGAUUAUCUUUAAUUUCCUCUUUUUUUGGCACUGCUUUUGCUUAUUAAAAGUCGGUCUAAAACAGCACGAACUUGUAGAGGUGCCGGCAGCGCCGCUGCGAGCACAAAGUCCCCGUGAAGGUUGGACUGCGCUUUACGCCCUCCCGGCAUCUGGGGCGGGGGGGGAUUUCUACGACUUCCCGUAGUGUCUCUCCGAUCAGCCGGAGAACGAAGAGGCGCGCUCGGAAACGCUCGCGCCCGCCCGCCCCCCCCCAACCCGGAGCUCUGCCGGGUUCGAAAAGCCCGCGCUGCGCAGAGAUUGGCCGCGAUCCUCCGGGGUUUCUGCCGCGCAGCAGUUCUCGGGUUAAACAGACGCUCCGCUUCUGUUUGUUUUUCACUGGGCGGAAGAGGCUUAUGAACUUCCUGGAAAUCGAACGGCGAGCGGGGCUCGAGAGGCACGGCUCUUUCUAGCCGCCUUCUGAGCAGUCCUUGGUCUGAGCAGCCGGUCCUCGACUUUGGUGCUGAGCCACAGCGCCUUGGAGCUGCCAGGUUCAGUCUUUAUCCGGGUCUGGGGCCUCGUCGGAGGCGCUCGGAGGCAGCGCUGAGCGCGAUAGGAACCCGCUGCAGUCGGAGCCUGCCGUAGGUCUCUCCCAACCCUGCAGCUACUUCCAUUUCCCAGAGUCGACUGAACUCUCCUUCCGUGGCCCUGACUGAGAAGCAGAAGGGGAGAAAUGUGGGAGGAGAAGCUAUUUCCUGUCUUUAGUCAUUAUGCCGGUACCAUUACUUCCCCAGAAAGCGGGAGAACAGGGCAUUUCGUGGAAUUACCUGCUCAAAUUUCAAUAAAGUUGAUUGUUCUCAA